AUGUCUUUCGAGUUUCAUAUUGACCAGAAAGAAAGUGUCCAAUAUAGCGAUUUCCUGACACAAUCACUAUUUUCAAGCAAAAUUAAAACUUAUUUUUAUGGGUUCUUAGGAAGUCUUUUCAAAAUCAAAUAUCAUAUAAAAACCAAGCCGAGAGUCCAAAUGCUUUAUGAAGUCAUAAUAAAUUCUGUCAUGACUUUGCAACUAACAACCUUAGUAUGAUAUCCAGAUUUGGGUAUUGAGGGGUGGGCAUCAUAUAAGAUAUUUUGAAAAUGAUUAGGAAUUGUAAGCUAUGAUCAAGUUUGUGCUUCUUGAAACAUAAUGGGUUUUUGCUUUUAUGGAACUUUAGUUUUAUUAGCAAUUUGCAUAGGCUCAUUUUGGAUUUUUGGGACUUAUAUAUAUUUUAAAAAAGAACCCCCAGUGUUUUUAGCAGGCUUUCCACAAAAAAUCGCAUUUUUUUUAACAUCAGUCUGUCUUAUUCCAAGUACAAUGAUUUCGCUUAUGGUAUUAAGAUAUUCUUUUAUACCAAAAGAAGGCGUUGAAGAAUAUGAUGGAUUUUCAUCAGGAGGAACUAUAAAUUUUGGAAUUCCUGGAGCAAUUUUUUCAAUUAUCUGUAUAAUCUCAUUAGUGGUUAUCAGUGUUUUUUCUGAGCUAUUUACUUGUGAUAUUAAACAUUCCCAUAGCAACACAAAUCUUAAAGCAAGAUCUUCAGCUGCUUUGGAUUUUCAAAGAAGAUGAUUUUAUGUGUUUAUGUGCUUUGCCUACACAAUUUUUAGUGAUUCAAAUAUCAUAAUUCAUCAUAUUAUUUCAGCAAUGUAUUCCAUUUACUUAUUCAUAAAAAGCAUAGUUGUCUUACAAUAUUAUAAUGUAUUUGAAAACUCUAUUCAAGCAUGUGAGCAGGCUUCAAUUUCAAUGACUCUUUUGAUUUUUAUGCUUAUUUAGAAAUUUUGUUAAAGAUGCCCUUAUUUUUAUAUUAGAUUUUAAAAAAAUUUUAAUAUUUUUUCAGCCACAAGUUUAAGACAAAAACUAUUCUGCAAAAAAAAUUUACGUUCCAGAAUAUUUUUGGGCAGAUAAUGGAUAACGCUAUGAUAACAGUGUUCUUCACCCUCUUUCUGCAGCCUCUAGUAUUAUUCUUUACAUUUACAAUUACAAAGAAAAAUUACCAAAAUUUGCCCGAAAUUGGAACAACAAAUAUAAGAAAUCAGUUCGAUUUUGAGCGAAAAUUCAGGCAUUUGCUAAUUGAUAAUAGUCAAGAGAAUAAAGAAAAAGUUUUAAAUUUAUUCAAAGAAUAUUGAAAUUUAAGCUUAGUCCUUAAAGACAAAAUAUUUAUUAUAUGAGAGUUUUAUUAUUGCCUUUAUUUAAAAGACGAAAGAUUAGCAAGAAUAAAAUUAUCAAAAAUCUCAAGCGUAAAUUCCUCAAUUGAAGGAGAUAUCCAAGUAUGAAGAAUUUUUAAAUGGUUGGCAAAAAGUAAAUAUAAGCCAUUUCCAGAUGUAAAUUAUUUACAAUAUUUAAAAGAGCUCGGCAGUGUUAAAAAGUUUGACGAAGAAUUAUGCCUCGUUCUUGUUGAAUUGCAAGCAGAAUUUUCAUUAAGAUCACCACGAAUAGACAAGCUUAUUAAAUUAGUUAAUAAAACUUCAACUAGUAUCAAAGAAACAUCAGAGCGCUAUAAAUCACUAAUAGAAAAACACAAAAAUUUUGAAAGCUAUGACCUAUAUGCAAGCUUUUUAGACAAUAUAACAGGAAACCAUGAAGAAGCCAAUUUAAUUAAUAGGAAAAAAAACAAUAUAAGCCACUCUCAAAAAUAUGACGACAAUCGGCUAGAAAAGUACGGAAAAGGGGUUGGGGUUAUUCUUGUCUCUUGCGCAGCAGAGUCUUUUGGGUCUAUUGUAUACCUUAAUGAAAAAGCUGCAACUACUUUGAAAACUUCGAUAUCAACGAUCCAUGGGUCUUCUAUCAUGACUUUUAUUCCUCCUCCUUAUGAUAUUUCUCAUGAAAAAUUGAUGAAGAAGUUUAUUUUUGACUGCAUAUCAACCCAGGUCUCAUGCCAUCAAGAUUUGGUGUUCCAGUGCACUGAUGGAUUUUUAUUAGAAUGUGAUACAUUAAUCAAAUUAUCAGCAUUUCAUAAUUCAGCUUAUUUUUUGAUUUCAUUUAAGCCGAAAAAGACAUCAAGGCACAUUGCUUUGGUAUCAGAUGAAGGAUUUAUAAUUUCUCAUUCAAUUUCGUUUCCUUACUAUUUUUCUAAUGAAAAAAGCUUAAGAAAUCGGCUAAUUUUAGAAAUCAUCCCAGAUUUUCCUAAUUUAAAACAAGAUAUUCCUUCGGUUUUUAGCUAUAAUGGAAAAGAAAUUGGUCUAGUGAGCAUAAAACGAGAAAUUAAAUUAAAAACGCUGAAUUAUUUAUUAGUAAUUCAUGACUCUGAUGAGUUAGUUAAGUGAAAAUUAACAGGAGAUAAAGAAAUUCAAGAAAUUGACCAUACUAGUAAAAUUCCUGAUGAAAUGGAUUUGUCAAUAUCAAAAGAGUUCAAAAAAAGUGAUAAAGAGCUAAAACUACCUGAAAUGGCAAUUUCAAGAAGAAUGGUAAAAUUGAGUUCAAUUUUACCUCAUAAGCUUGAUAGCGUAAAUGUUAUAGAUAAUGAAGAAAUUAAAGAAGAAGGAAAAGCGGUAAGCAAUGAAUCCUCAAAGCAUUCCUCAACAACUUCAAGCUCUAUAAACUCCAGAUUUUCAAAAAAAUUGCUUUUAGAAUCAAAAAGCAAAAUCAGAGUUUUGCAAUGGGUUUUAUUUUUUGGGGUAAAUAUUAUUUAGAUGGCUUCAACGCUCGCUUGUGUUAUAGGGAUUUUAGCUUAUAUGGCAAGCGAUAUAACCCACACAACAGCUAUGAGUGCUUUCAGUCGCCAAGGAAACAUUUUAUUUGAUUUAGGAUAUCUAUCAGAUUUAAGCAGAACACUUGAUAGAGGAAAAUUACUGAACGCAGGAGCAUCUACAUUGAACGUUUAUUAUAACUAUGUUGGAAAUCUUACAGCCACAAUAGAAAAUCUUCAAAACUACUUAUUGGAUGAUUUUCGACAGUGGAGCUAUUGUCCAUAUUCAAUAAUAAUUAGUGAACCAAUUAUGCCUCAAUGGAACUUUGAUAAGGCUUCUCCAGAAAUUCUAUAUAAAAAUUUUUAUGAUACAAUUUCAGAUUUUAUUUAUGCAGUAUUUUUUAUAUAGGCAACAAACUUAGUUGACGAUAUGCAAAAAAACAGAACCUAUUCAAACCAUAUUAAAUUUAUUGCAGCGAAUGGGCUUGGCUUCACUUUUGAUUACGUAAAUAGGACAAUGAAUGAAAUUGUAAACUGUGAAGUAAAUAGAGUAAAAAGCACAGGACUAAAAAUAAGUGCAUUAUUAAUUUUUGGAUUCGGCACGCUUGGAGUUCUAAUGCUAAUUAUAAGUGGAUAUAUUAUGCUGGUAUCAAGGCAGCAUGAUCAAUUCUGAAAUUUUGUGCUUGAAAAAGCUCAGUUUUCUUUGGUUCAAUUAAAAGUAUCAUCCAUUGAUAGGCUUUUUAUUGUGCAUGGGAUUGAUUUUCAAUCAGAGACGAUAUCCCAACCAAAAAACUCCAAAAGAAAAAUUUAUUCAAAAUUACAUAAAAAAUACAUAUGAAGGCUUUCUUUAUUUUUUAUCAUUGUUGCAUCUUAUUAUUUAUUGAUUUAUUGCUAUUUAUACCCAAGUUGUGAAAAAAAUAUGAUAAAUCGACCACAGCUGCUAAAUAAUUUCAAUAUUAGAAGGUCUUUGCUAUCAAGAAUGACUGUAUGGGCGAGAGAAAUAUCCACUCCUUAUUUAACCAAUCUUUUGCGCAAACAUUAUCCAUUCGAGAAUCCUUCACAUUUACUGGACUUUACCUUACUCCCCCCCCUCCGUGAGUGAACAAAACCAUUAGAAAAAUCCCUAUUUUUUUGCCCAAAACCCACCCUCCGUGAGUGAACAAAAAUUUUUUUAUGGAAAAAAAAUUUGAUAUAUAAAUGAUAAUUAGUAUAAUGAAAUCUAGAGAGCUAAUUCUGUUUGAUUUUAAACGAAUUGCUUUUUAAAACAUAAAUUUUAUAAAUUAAAUUAAUUUUUGCUUUCCAAUUUUUGCGAAUUAGGAUUUUUUUAAAUUUCGAAAAAAAUAUUUUUUAUAAAAUUUAUAUAUAUAUAUAAAUUGUUUUUUAAAAAAAAAAUUAACCCCCCCUCCGUGAGUGAACAAAAUUUUUUUGUUCACUCACGGAGGGGGGGGGAGUUAGAGGAAUUAAAUUUAAAAACUGAAGAAUUAAAAAACGAAGAUUUUUUAAUUUUAAUGUCUGAUGAUUUAAAGGAAAAAAUGUUUGAAAAAGGAAAUAGCACUCUGCUAAAUCAGCUUUUUUAUGGAACAGAUGCUUCAGUUACUUCUAUAAAAGACCUAAUUUACUAUAUAAAAUAUUGAGGAUCCACACAAUCAGGCCAGCUUGUCCCAACUUUGAAUAAAGUCGCAGUAGUUGAAAAUGUGAUUGGUGAAGAAUUUUUAGUAGCUGACAAAGACUCCAAGGACGUGAUAAAUGGGCAAUUAAGUGUAAUUAUUUAUACCACGGUUAUUUACUCGUUCGCUGUGAUUUUUUUGUAUUUUAUUUAUUAUCUUCCUUAUUCGAGGAAUCAAAUAAAGCAGAUGGAUAUGUUUGAGAUUUUGCCAACAAUUUUGACUAUGGAGUCUGGGUAG
This is a messenger RNA of Blepharisma stoltei, 4695 nucleotides long. NCBI's taxonomy places the organism in Eukaryota, Ciliophora, Heterotrichea, Heterotrichida, Blepharismidae. The record is from the annotation of a GenBank genome assembly.